Messenger RNA from Carica papaya (papaya), 1797 nucleotides. It is a transcript of the gene XT2, whose product is annotated as UDP-xylosyltransferase 2. Lineage: Eukaryota; Viridiplantae; Streptophyta; Magnoliopsida; Brassicales; Caricaceae. Gene Ontology annotation, cellular component: endosome; membrane; trans-Golgi network. Gene Ontology annotation, molecular function: xyloglucan 6-xylosyltransferase activity; hexosyltransferase activity; UDP-xylosyltransferase activity. Gene Ontology annotation, biological process: xyloglucan biosynthetic process. The record is from RefSeq and is a predicted model, not a curated record.
GUAAAACGACAUCGUGCUGAUCAGGAACUCAAAGCUACAAGUGUGUGUCGUUUUAACAUCACCGUCCCAUGUCCGAAACCAAAAUAUGCUCGUCCAUCUCGUCUCUGUAACUGAGCUGGUUGCUACGUAACAAAACGCGCCGAGGUCCUUGCUUGGAGAAAAAGAGGAAACAGAAGCAAUCGGACGGGAAAUGAUAGAGAAGUUCUUGGGAGCUCACAGAUCUCGGAGGAUCCACAGAGCUAUGCGCCACUGCAAGGUGACGGCGAUUUGUCUCGUCCUCACCGUCGUCGUCUUACGUGGUACGAUCGGCGCCGGGAAGUUCGGCACGCCGGAGCAGGACUUUAUCGAGAUUCGCGACCAUUUCUACUCCCGCAAGCGCGCCGAGCCGCAUCGGGUUCUGGAGGAGGUUCAAACGACGUCGUCUUCCUCCGACGAUUCUUCUUCUGUGUCCUCCGGGACGAAUAAUUACGAGACGUUUGAUAUCAACAAGAUAUUUGUCGACGAAGGGUCCGACGAGAAACCCGACCCGAAUAAGCCGUACACUCUCGGACCUAGAAUAUCCGACUGGGACGAGCAGAGAUCCGAAUGGCUGAAGCAAAACCCUCAGUUCCCCAAUUUUAUCGGACCCAAUAAGCCCCGGGUCUUACUGGUUACUGGGUCAGCGCCAAAACCGUGCGAGAACCCCGUUGGUGAUCACUACCUCCUGAAAUCGAUCAAGAACAAGAUUGAUUACUGCAGGCUACAUGGGAUCGAGAUCUUCUACAAUAUGGCGCUUCUUGAUGCGGAGAUGGCUGGAUUCUGGGCGAAGCUGCCGUUGAUUCGCAAGCUGUUGUUGUCUCACCCAGAAGUGGAGUUCCUCUGGUGGAUGGACAGUGACGCUAUGUUCACAGACAUGGCUUUUGAGCUGCCAUGGGAGAGGUACAAGGAUUCAAACCUCGUGCUGCACGGAUGGAACGAGAUGGUUUACGAUCAGAAGAACUGGAUUGGGUUGAACACGGGAAGUUUCCUUUUGAGGAAUGGGCAGUGGGCGUUGGACAUUCUCGACGCCUGGGCACCCAUGGGUCCGAAAGGGAAGAUUAGAGAAGAAGCAGGGAAGAUUCUAACUCGAGAGCUCAAAGACAGGCCGGUUUUCGAAGCUGAUGACCAGUCUGCAAUGGUUUAUUUACUGGCGACACAGAGAGACAAAUGGGGAGACAAAGUAUACUUAGAAAAUGCCUAUUACUUGCACGGCUACUGGGGAAUUUUGGUGGAUAGAUACGAGGAAAUGAUCGAGAAUUAUCAUCCGGGUCUGGGUGAUCACAGGUGGCCAUUGGUGACCCACUUCGUGGGUUGCAAGCCUUGUGGGAAAUUCGGGGAUUACCCAGUUGAGAGAUGCUUGCGGCAAAUGGACAGAGCCUUCAAUUUUGGCGACAACCAGAUUCUUCAGAUUUAUGGGUUCACCCACAAGUCUCUAGCUAGCAGGCGGGUCAAGAGAGUCCGAAAUGAGACUAGCAACCCGCUUGAGGUUAAAGAUGAACUUGGAUUGCUUCAUCCAGCGUUUAAAGCUGUUAAGGUAUCUUCAGCUUGAUUGCGUUUUUUGUUUUUGGUCUUUUUCUUUCGGUGUUACUCAUUAGUAAGAUAUAUAAAAAGUUGGAAGCUUCUUCUUCUUCCUCCUUGUGUAUGCAGUUGUUAUCUGUGUUGGUACUAGUACUUAGGUCUGGAGAUAGUAUUCUUUUGUUCCUUAUCUGCUUUCUUACUUUAUAAAUUUGUAAUGAUUUCCGAAGGAAAAUAGAGGAUUUACUCCUUUUCAAUCUUGUA